UCAAGUUUCUCUUAUUUAGAUGUUUCAUUUAAAAUCGGUAGAUUCAUAGAUAGUCUCCAGCUUGUUUUUUUCUUCAAAGACGUCAAGACCUUCAACCAGCUAUCUGUAAUUGGCGUCAAUCCUAAGGGCUUCAGUCGAAUUUUAGCCUCUCAUCUCUACGCUCAAAUCAUUCGUCCACAAUUAGAAUAUGACUAUAGCCAUUAAUUAAAUAUUACUAAAAAUUUAUGCUAAUAAACUUAAAACUGCUCAAGAAGGUUUGCAUCUAUCAAAUCUCUAGUGCUUCCUCUCGUUAUAUCGACAAACAUAAUGCUACAUCUGUUAAAACAUCCAACCAUACGUGAACGUAUUUAUAUCCUUCAAGCCAAGGCUUUGCUUCGAUCUAAUAGUCUAUCAGAUGAAGCUCUCCGUACACCAGUUUCUGGAAGACUAUCUUACUACUUCAUCGUACUUUUCUUAGUACUAAACUAUUGAGUGUCUGUCGUUCCGUGCACCCCC
This is a messenger RNA of Cokeromyces recurvatus, 495 nucleotides long. RefSeq lists its product as uncharacterized. NCBI's taxonomy places the organism in Eukaryota, Fungi, Mucoromycota, Mucoromycetes, Mucorales, Mucoraceae. The record is from RefSeq and is a predicted model, not a curated record. The transcript has a single exon. The annotation marks the transcript as partial.